AUGGGAAGCAUCUUUGUCUUGGAGCAUGGUGUCAACGUCAUCCGGAAGAUCUCCACCAACAAUGCCUGCAUCCACGCCCUGGGUCUCGACGUUGCUGGCCGUUUCUGCGUCAGUGGUGCUGGGGAUGGUCGAAUCACCGUGUGGUCCUUGGGCCCCGGUUCUGAGCCUUGGGUCACGGAGCAUUCACAGCUGCCCAUCUUGGGUGUAGCACUGGCGCCCGACCAGUCCGAGGAGAAGUUGACCCUCUGUGCUGCUGGGGAAGAUGGCCGCCUUGUGCUUCACCAACGGGUGAUGUUUGGUGGGCAGACAGUGCUGCAUGCUGGAGAAGGUCCCAUCACAGAAGUGCUUUGGCGAACAUCGCUGAUUGCCUGGAUGAACGACCGGGGUGUCAAGGUCUACAACGUCAAGUCCGGACGGAAGGUGACCUAUGUGGCACGACCAUCACGUGCCAAGGGCUGUCUCACUUGGCUUUCUGAUGAUCAGCUGGCCAUGUCGUGGGGAUCCUUGGUGAAGAUUGCUGUUCUGGUCACCACUGGAGAUCUUCAAAUCGCAGAAGUGCGGCAUCAGUUCAACUGCGGCGAUGUCACGAUCCAGGGCCUCAUGCCCUUGGGCCGGCAGCUCGCAGCGUUGGAAUCCGAUGGCAGGAGAACAUCCCUGAGAUUUUAUAGCAACAGUGGCGACUUGUUCCAUGCCGUAGAGGUGCCAAUGUCUCGAGGAGCCUUCCACAGUCACUUGCACUUGGCGGCUGCAGCACCACAUCUUCCCAUGUACCUUACAGGGCCACGAGAGUUUCUGGUCUUCCAGGUCCGCGACUUGCUGGAGUAUGCUGUGCAGCUGCUGGAGGAGAAACGUUUCGAUGAAGCCAUUCGAUUGGCCAACAGCGUGGGCCACGGCAUCGAAGGACUCGGCCACAUCGUGUGCAUCAAGUCCUUGGGCCCUGAUGUUCAAGAGGGCAACUACGAACGCGCUUGCCAAAUCCUGCAGCGCUUCAGAUAUAUGGAACCGCCCACAUGGCAGGAGUCCUUGGUCUUGUUUGACCGUGCGGGAGGGCUGCCACAUAUUGCACUGCAGCUGCCUGUGCCACCGAAAGAAACCUUACCCAAGGAGGUCUACGAUGAAGCACUUCGUAGGCUGAUUCACUAUCCUUCGGCAUUGGUAGCUGUGUUGUCCUACUGGCCCCUGACGAUUUUCUCAGUGAAUUCCUUACAGGAGCUCCUACGAAAAGAGUUGCCAAGCGCAACCCCAGGUGAAAAUCCCAGCCAGGAGGAGCGCUGUCGCUACGAGGCUUUGGCGCUGAUCUCGGAACAGGACGACCCAGAGAUGGCCUUGGACCUGUUGUUGGCCUUGGGCAGCUCAGAGGCCUUCAAGUUGCUUCGGCGUCAAGCUGUGGGCGAAAAGUUCUUCAUGGCGAGGUUGAAGAGAUUCUUCCAGGUGGAUCAUCAGCAGAGCUGCGAAUUGGCCGUGGCCUUUCGCAGUGCGGUGCCGGUGGACGACGUUUGUGCCGCCCUGGAAGGUGAGACGAGAUGGAAACACGAGUAUUUGAAGCUGCUCUUUGCACAGGAUGAGAUUGCUGGACAAGGAUACCACAUGCAGAUGGUGGAACUCUUUGCUGAAUACGAUCCCAUGGGUUUAUUGCCGUUUCUUCGCGCCAGCGAACGGUAUCCUUUGGAAGAGGCACUGGCCGUGUGCCAGCGGAAAGGUUUGCGUGAGGAAGUUGCCUACUUGCUUGGCCGUGCUGGCCGAGUGUCAGAUGCUUUACGGAUUUUACUCGAAGAAGUGGGGGACGUUGGCAGGGCUGUGGAGUUUGCGUCCGAGACGCAGGAUCCGCAGCUCUGGGAGACUUUGGUGGGCUUCGUGUUGCAACAUUCGCAUCUUCUGGUGCCGCUUCUGGAUCACCUGGAUGCCUUGGAGUCCAAGCGCCUGCGGGCCAUUGGGAGCGAAUCGCAGCAGCCGCAGCCACCUCCCAUGGCCACGCCGGCGCACGUCCUGCGGCUCCUGCCCAGCGAGACGCCAUUGCCUCGCAUUGCCACUUCAGUGCAGCGCGUUCUGGACUCGUUGCGUCUUUCUGCAGAUCUUCAUGAGGCUUGCUCGAAGAUCUCGGCUUCCGAGAUGGUGAGCCAGAAGAAGGCAUGCAUUGCAAAAUGCAAUCGUGGUACUGCUACUUUGGCACUUCACUGUAGCCUUUGUGGCGGAGCUGUGUCGUCUUCUGGAAUUGUGAUUGUGGGGCGGGCAGUCCUGCACCAGCAAUGCCACUCACCGUGUUAG
Molecule: messenger RNA, 2265 nt
Organism: Cladocopium goreaui
Lineage: Eukaryota; Dinophyceae; Suessiales; Symbiodiniaceae
Source: the annotation of a GenBank genome assembly